UAAGAGAAGAAAGUAGGUGCAUUAGAAUAGACAUGAAGUUAGAAGGCGUGAUAGGAGGGUGCAAGGACCAUCCAAAUAACAAGCAAGUACCAGGUGUUUGCCCCUAUUGCUUAAGAGACAAACUCUCGAGGCUAAACAACAACAACAACUACAAUCCAACUUACCCUCUUCCCUCUCCUCCUUCCCCUCAACCUCAACUUUUCCCUUCUUAUGUGUCACGCCACCACCACCACUAUCGCCGCCAUAGUUCCAUCGCCAUGGAUUCUGUUUCUUCCAUGACCACCUUCAAUCAUGAGUUGAAGAAGAGUAAGUCCAUUGCCUUUGAUAGGGAAGUCAAUGGAAGCAACAGGGGAAGAAAGAAAACAAGUGUUUGGUCCAAGCUAUUCAAAUUGACCAGAAAGAACACCAAAGAGGCCUUCAUAUGCGUUCAAGGACAACAAGGGAGGGAGAUUUGGCAUUCUUAGGUCCUUUAUUUUGAUGAUCCUGUUUUUAAUUGGUGUAACUACACAUGAUUGAUUAUAUCGUAAUUUAGAUCAAAAUUAAACUCACCUCUUAAUGAGAGGAUGGAUGGGAUGAGCACAGUUUUCUACAGUUAAGAUGGCUAUUGGCUUGUUCCGGGGA
This is a messenger RNA of Cajanus cajan (pigeon pea), 621 nucleotides long. The record is from RefSeq and is a predicted model, not a curated record. NCBI's taxonomy places the organism in Eukaryota, Viridiplantae, Streptophyta, Magnoliopsida, Fabales, Fabaceae.